Cydia amplana is the source of this 1500-nucleotide messenger RNA. Its product is annotated as UDP-glucosyltransferase 2-like. NCBI's taxonomy places the organism in Eukaryota, Metazoa, Arthropoda, Insecta, Lepidoptera, Tortricidae. The transcript is spliced from 4 exons. Gene Ontology annotation, molecular function: UDP-glycosyltransferase activity. The coding region runs from base 1 to 1500 and encodes 499 amino acids. The record is from RefSeq and is a predicted model, not a curated record.
AUGAAAAUCGUCACCGCUUUAUUCUUAACAUUAGUAACAACUAAUUUAAAUGAAGUGGACUCUUUGAACAUACUUGGAAUCUUUCAAUACCAUGGAAAGAGUCAUUUCUUUGUGUUCGAACCGUACCUGCGAGAAUUAGCGAAAAGAGGGCACAAUGUCACAGUCAUAUCGCAUUUCCCUCAAAAACAACCCGUACAAAACUACACCGACAUCAGUUUGGCUGGUAAAAGGGAAAUAUUUGAAAGUGUUGUAAAUAUGGAGCAGACUGUAUGGUCAAUGAUUAAACUGACGGAUUUUGUUUUCAAGAGUGUUGUGGAAAACUGCAGGAUACUAUUGGAAGACCAGGCUGUGCAGCAAUUAGUGAAAUCCCGGUCGAAAUAUGACCUAGUGCUAGUAGAGGCGUUCCUCAGUGACUGUGCCCUAGGACUAGCUUACAAAUUGGAAGCCCCGGUGGUAGCCCUUACGACGCAUUGUUUAAUGCCAAUGCAUUACGAUCGAUUUGGCGUUCCGCAUCAAGUUCUACAGCUUUGGCCAAAUCCAGAUUUCUUAACACGUUUCUUAUUAACAGUGGUUUCAGCACCACUUAAUUGGUAUUAUCGAUACUAUCAAAAUGCGGAACAAGCGAUUCUUGCAGAGUAUUUUGACGACAUCCCACCGCUCGAAGAGUUAGGGCAGGACAUCAGGUUGCUUCUUGGAUACGUUCACAAUUCCAUGUUCGGUCCUCAAGCCUGGCCAGAAAAUAUAAAAGAAGUCGGGGGAUACCAUGUCACCAAACCGAAACCUUUGCCUGAGAAAUUAAAAGAGUUUAUAGAACAAUCGGAACACGGUGUUAUAUACGUAAGUUUUGGUUCAAUGAUACAAUCGACAAGUCUGCCGAAGCAUAAACUGGAGGCCAUAGUUGGAGCGUUGUCGGAGCUACCGCAACGAGUGGUUUUUAAAUGGGAAGCGGAACAGUUGCCUGGGAAUCCGAAGAACAUUUAUAUUUCGAAGUGGUUACCGCAAAACGAUAUUCUAGCUCACCCUAAUGUGGUGGCAUUCUACUCCCAUGGCGGGCUCCUUGGUUCGACAGAAGCCUUACACCACGGCGUCCCCGUGGUUAUCACCCCAGUAUUCGCCGAACAGCCGGUAAACGCGCUGGUUUUGGAAAAGAAGGGAUUUGGCGUUCAAAUGCCGUUUGAUGAAAUUACCAAAGACGCGCUGCUUGAAAAAUUUAGGAUCGUUUUGGAUCCUGAGUUCAGAAGAAGAGCAAAAGAAAUCUCCAGGGAAUGGCACGACCGACCCAUGUCUCCGAUGGACACGGUCAUCUAUUGGACGGAGUACGCCGUCCGCCAUCCAAACUCCACGCUUAGAAUUGCCGCAGUAGGCAAGCCUUACUACCAACUUUCGGGAUGGGAUGUCCUAUUAGCUAUUUUGAUUAUUUUAUUUAUUAAUCUGUAUGCAUUUGUUUUUGCUAUUAAGUACUUUGUGCUUGGAAAGAGUACAAAAUCAAAGAAGGAUUAA